UAAGAUUUGGGCGCUUAUUUUGCGAAAUUUUGUGUAAUUAUUGUCAUAGACCACUUUUACUCGAGGUUUCGAGAUUAUUGUUGUUAUCAGUUGUUGUUUGUUUAGAAUUUGUGUUUCUGAAUUUCCUAACAAUGUCUGAUUCCGAUCUAGCAGAAUUGAGAAAACAAUGUAUCACUAGUCUGUAUUUAUGUUCAGACAACGUAUCAAAAUAUUUAGACGAGGAAAAAGAAGCUGAAUUCAACAAACUCAAGUCUUAUGUAGAAGGUUACUGUCUUCUAGAAGCCCAACAAGACGUCGCAAUUCAAGCAUUAGAAAGAGCAAAAAAUGAAACUGAUAACUCUAAUCUGGAUACACUAGACGAAAGAUUCAAAGCAAAUUUAGCUAGUAUGGCCGGCAAAAAGCUAAAUGUAAAAAAUCAUCCUUAUAUGAUUGAACUUAAUAAAAGAAUAGAGAAAGGGCAGCAGCAAGCUAGACAAAACUUAGAAGAUUCAGAUUUAGCAAUCACCGAAUCACAGGAUAGAUAUAUUGAUCCAAUUACAAAAAAAGUGAUUGUGGAUCCAGUAAAAAAUACAGUAUGUGGACAUAUUUAUGAGAAACAAUCUAUAAUGAAUUUGUUAAAAAUGAAAAGCUCAACUAAAUGUCCAGUGGCUGGUUGUGGUAACAGAACUGCUAUUCAGAAACAACACCUAAUAGAAGAUGAAGAGCUCAGAUUCAGAAUGACUAUCACACAACACUCUACCAUGAUAGAGGAAAGGUCGUACACAAACUUAGAUGAGACUUCAUAAUAAGUAAAAGCACACCGAGGCACUGCCAAAAUCAUGAUAUA
This is a messenger RNA of Diatraea saccharalis (sugarcane borer), 826 nucleotides long. Lineage: Eukaryota; Metazoa; Arthropoda; Insecta; Lepidoptera; Crambidae. The record is from the annotation of a GenBank genome assembly.